AUGUCACACUACCAUGUGUUGAAACGCAGCACGCGAAGAGCAGACGUUGCUGCUCGACACCUGCUCUUCCAGCGGCGCAGCCUGCACAAUGACGGCCGCAACCGACUAAGCAACUUCUGGGCCCCAACCCAGCGACAAGCAGCCGACUCCAAAGACCCCGAAAAUGGCCACGACUUACUCCUCCGCGCCGGCUUUCUACGCCAGGUGCACGCCGGAAUCUUUCACAUCCUACCCCUGGGUCUCCGCGUGCAGAACAAGCUCGAAAGGCUCAUCGACAAGCACAUGCAGGCUCUUGGGGCAUCUAAAGUCUCGUUGUCCUCCCUUUCCUCCGAGGAGUUAUGGCAACGCUCCGGCCGACUGGACAAGAGUCGCUCGUCCGAGUUUCUCCGUCUGCAGGACCGCAAGGGGGCGAAGUACCUCCUCUCUCCCACUCACGAGGAGGAGAUCACUUCGAUAGUCGCCAAUGCCGUGCACUCCUAUAAGGAACUUCCGUUGCGAUUGUACCAGGUUUCGCGCAAGUACCGAGACGAGCCGCGUCCUCGACAAGGCCUCCUGCGCGGGAGGGAGUUCCUGAUGAAAGAUCUCUAUACGUUUGACUCGAACGAGUCCGCCGCUCAUCGGACCUACGGGGAAGUGCGCAAGGCGUAUGUCGCUUUUCUGGAAGAAUUGAAACUACCCUACCUCGUUGCUCGCGCCGAUUCAGGAAAUAUGGGCGGCACGCUGAGCCACGAAUACCAUUUCGCCUCACCACAGGGCGAAGACACCGUCAUCACGUGCGACAAAUGCGAUUAUUCCAUCAACGAGGAGCUCUACGUCGGAUCCUACGAUGCCGAAGAAACCAGCCAUCCUUCCCUCUCGGUCGCGAGCGAGCUCUACAUCAGCAAAGACCGGACAAGACUUUGCUCAAUCUACUAUCCAUCCGACGACGGCGAACCCAACAUCUACGCCGUCAAAGCCAUUUUCCCAGACGUAGACACAGGCGUGCAAGGCGAGCAAGCGCUGCGAGAUCGAGACGAACACUCAACCAAUCCUCAAAAGCACAUCCACUUCCGCGACCCCAGACUCUCCCCCGAGCAAUUCGCAGAAGCCGCACGCCUCCCUCUAACCGAAGCCCAACGCCUCCCAACCGUCGCCCAACAACCCAUCACUUUCACAAAAGCGCGCGCAGGCGAUACCUGCCCGAGCUGCAAGCAAGGCGCACUGCACCUCCACCGCGCCGUCGAAAUAGGCCACACCUUCCACCUCGGCCAGCGCUACAGCGAGCCCCUGGAAGCCCUGGUCCUUGAUUCCGCAAAUCGCAAAGUGCCAAUGGAGAUGGGGUGUCAUGGAAUGGGCGUGUCGCGACUCAUUGGCGCGAUCGCGAAUUUGCUUGCGGAUGAGCGGGGCCUUAACUGGCCUUUGGCGAUUGCGCCGUUCGAGACGGUUAUCGUGCCGGUUAACGAGAGUGUCGUGCUGGAUGCGCAGGCGCUAUAUGACCAGGUCUGCGGUGGUGGGGUGUCUUCCGAGUCGGAAGUGCUUCUCGACGACCGAGAACGACCGCUGGGCUGGAAGCUGCACGAUGCAGAUCUGAUCGGGUAUCCGUUCAUUGUGGUGUUGGGCAAAGCGUGGACGAAGAAGGGCGUGGUGGAGCUGCAAUGCCGUCGCCUUCGGGUGAAGGAGGAGGUUCGGCCGGACGAGUUGGUGGCUCGCAUUCGUGAGAUUGGAGCGCGGCUGUGA
Messenger RNA from Neohortaea acidophila, 1716 nucleotides. RefSeq lists its product as uncharacterized. Gene Ontology annotation, biological process: prolyl-tRNA aminoacylation. Gene Ontology annotation, cellular component: mitochondrion; cytoplasm. The coding region runs from base 1 to 1716 and encodes 571 amino acids. The record is from RefSeq and is a predicted model, not a curated record. Gene Ontology annotation, molecular function: proline-tRNA ligase activity; ATP binding. NCBI's taxonomy places the organism in Eukaryota, Fungi, Ascomycota, Dothideomycetes, Mycosphaerellales, Teratosphaeriaceae. The transcript is spliced from 2 exons.